AUGGCAUCGGGCCUGGAAGCGGCCGCUGCCAAGCUUUUAAACUUCGCAGAGCCGCUCGAUGUUGCACUGCUCGAUGCCACUGUUGCUGCCUUCUACGGCGCCUCCACCAAUGAUGAGCGCGGAAGUGCGGAAGCCAUCCUGCGCAAGUUCCAGGAGCAGCCCGACGCCUGGACACGGGUGGAUGCCAUUCUGGAGACAUCGAAGAACCAGCAGUCGAAAUUCUUUGGGCUCCAGGUGCUGGAGUCAGUGAUCAAGACGCGGUGGGGGGCGCUGCCCGACGAGCAGCGCGAGGUUCUCAAGACCUACAUCAGCAACCUCAUAAUCAAGCUGUCCACAGACGAGGUCGCCUUCCGGCGCGAGCGCGUCUUCCUGAACAAGCUCAACCUGGUGCUGGUGGACAUCCUCAAGCAGGACUGGCCCCACAAGUGGCCCACCUUCAUCCCCGACAUCGUGGGCGCGUCCCACACAAAUGCUGGCCUGUGCGAGAACUCCAUGGCCAUCCUGCGCCUGCUGUCGGAGGAGGUGUUUGACUUCUCCGACUCCCUCACCGCGGCCAAGACGCGCGAGCUCAAGUCCAGCUUCAACGACCAGUUUGCGCAGGUGCACGAGCUCUGCCUGGCCGUGCUCAACGGCAACGCGGCGCGGGACCUGGUCCGCGCCACGCUGGCCACGCUGCAUGCCUUCCUGUCCUGGGUGCCGCUGGGCUACAUCUUCGAGAGCAACGUGGUGGACGUCCUGCUCCGCCUCCUCCCCCAGCCUGCGCUGCGGAACCUCGCGCUGCAGUGCCUGACGGAGGUUGGCGCGCUGUCAGUGGGGCCGGAGUACACGCCGCGGUUCCAGGCCAUGUUCCACCAGUUCUGCCUGCUACUGGCGCCCAUGCUGCCGCCGCAGGUGGACAUCGCGGCUGCCUAUGCCAGCGGCGGCGACGAUGACCAGGCCUUUGUCCAGAACCUGGCCAUGUUCUUCACCUCCUUCCUCAAGACCCACAUCAUGGCCCUGGAGGGGAGCGAGGAGCUGCAGGCCGACCUGCUGGCGGCGCUGGACUACCUGGUGGGCAUCUCCUACGUGGACGACGACGAGGUGUUCAAGACGUGCCUGGACUACUGGAACUACUUUGUGCCGGAGGUCUACUCCUUUGUCUGCACCACCGCUGGGAACGAGACCGCCCAGUUUGCGUUUGGGGGGAUGCCCAUCUCGGCCGCCGCCAUGCGGCGCAAGCUUUACGGCCCGCUGCUGUCCAAGUUGCGAGCGCUGAUGAUCGCGCGCAUGGCCAAGCCGGAGGAGGUCAUCGUGGUGGAGGACGAGAAUGGGAACAUCGUGCGCGAGACGAUGAAGGACACGGACGUGCUGGCGCGGUACAAGACCAUGCACGAGACGCUGGUCUACCUCUCGCACCUGGACCACGAGGACACCGAGCGCCAGAUGCUGGAGAACCUGAGGCUCCAGCAAAUCAACGGCGCCAACUGGGGCUGGUCGGCCCUCAACCGGCUGUGCUGGGCCAUUGGCAGCAUCUCCGGCAGCAUGGUGGAGGACCAGGAGAACAGGUUCUUGGUCACCGUCAUCCGGGACCUACUCAACCUCACCGAGAUCACGAGGGGGAAGGACAACAAGGCCGUCAUCGCCAGCAACAUCAUGUAUGUGGUGGGCCAGUAUCCUCGCUUCCUGCGCAACCACUGGAAGUUCCUGAAGACGGUGGUGAACAAGCUGUUCGAGUUCAUGCACGAGACGCACCCGGGUGUCCAGGACAUGGCCUGCGAGACCUUCCUCAAGAUCGUGUCCAAGUGCAAGAAGAAGUUUGUGGUGCAGCAGGUGGGCGAGACAGAGCCCUUCAUCUCCGAGCUGCUCACGGGGCUGACCGCCACCAUCCAGGACCUGGAGACGCACCAGAUCCACAUGUUUUACGAGGCGGUGGGUGCCAUGAUCGCCGCGGACCCAGAUGCGGGGCGGCGGGAGGAGUACCUGGUGCGUCUGAUGGGUCCCCCCAACGUGACCUGGCACCAGAUCCUGGCCCAGGCCAAGCAGGACGUGGAGGUGCUGAAGCAGGGGGAGGUGAUCCGCAACCUGCAGACCGUGCUCCAGACCAACGUGUCAGUGUGCUCCUCGCUGGGCCCCUCGUUCACGCCCCAGCUCAACAUCAUCUACCUCGACAUGCUGGCGGUGUACAAGAUGUACUCGGAGCUGAUCAGCGUGGCCAUCAGCACGGGCGGCCCCUAUGCGGCCAAGACCAGCACGGUGAAGCUGAUGCGCAGCGUGAAGAAGGUCACGCUGCGCUUGAUCGAGGCCUUUGUGGAGCGGGCCGAGGACCUUGCGGGCCUGGCCAGCCAGCACGUCCCCGCCCUGAUGGACCCGGUGCUGGGCGACUACGCGCGCAACACGCCCGACGCCAGGGACGCGGAGGUGCUGUCCCUCUUCGCCAUGCUCAUCAACCGCCUCAAGGACGGGAUGCGGCUGGAGGUGCCUCGCAUCUUCGAGGCCGUGUUUGAGCCCACGCUGCAGAUGAUCACCAAGAACUUUGAGGAUUAUCCGGAGCACCGCCUCCAGUUCUUCGGCCUGCUUCGAGCCAUCACCAACCACUGCUUCUCCACCCUCUUCACCAUGACGCCGGAGCAGCUCAAGCUGGUCAUCGACUCCAUCGUCUGGGCGUUCCGACACACAGAACGCAACAUCGCAGACACAGGCCUCAACCUGCUCCAGGAAAUGCUGGCCAUGUUUGCGCAGUCCAACUUUGCCACGCAGUUCUACCAGUCCUACUACCUCCAGCUGCUGCGGGAGAUCUUUGCGGUCAUGACAGAUACGUUCCACAAGCCGGGGUUCAAGCUGCAGGCCAGGAUCCUGCACCACCUGUUCUGUAUCGUCGGGACCGAGGUCAUCAAGGGCCCGCUCUGGGAUGCCAGCCAGCCGGGGAACUUCUCGUCCAACCCCGAGUUUGUGCAGCAUUACGUAACAAACCUGCUGUCCACAUCCUUCCCCAACUUGCGGGCGACACAAGUACAGGCCACCGUGCUGGGCAUGAUGGAGCUGAAGGAGUUCACAACCUUCAAGCAGCACCUGCGGGACUUCCUGGUGCAGGCCAACCAGUUUGCGGAUCAGAACAACGCGGAUCUGUAUGCGGACGAGGUCGCCGCGGCGAGGGAGGCGGAGCAGAAGAAGAUGGCCGCCAUCCCCGGCAUGGUGAACCCGCACAAGCUGGAAGAACCCACCAUCGAUGCCUUGUGA
This is a messenger RNA of Auxenochlorella protothecoides, 3216 nucleotides long. Its product is annotated as Exportin-1. Gene Ontology annotation, biological process: ribosomal small subunit export from nucleus; protein export from nucleus; ribosomal large subunit export from nucleus. Gene Ontology annotation, molecular function: nuclear export signal receptor activity; small GTPase binding. The record is from RefSeq and is a predicted model, not a curated record. Lineage: Eukaryota; Viridiplantae; Chlorophyta; Trebouxiophyceae; Chlorellales; Chlorellaceae. Gene Ontology annotation, cellular component: cytoplasm; nucleus. The coding region runs from base 1 to 3216 and encodes 1071 amino acids. The transcript has 23 exons.